Monosiga brevicollis MX1 is the source of this 3102-nucleotide messenger RNA. RefSeq lists its product as uncharacterized. The coding region runs from base 1 to 3102 and encodes 1033 amino acids. The record is from RefSeq and is a predicted model, not a curated record. Gene Ontology annotation, molecular function: structural constituent of ribosome; RNA binding. Gene Ontology annotation, cellular component: ribosome; mitochondrial small ribosomal subunit. Lineage: Eukaryota; Choanoflagellata; Craspedida; Salpingoecidae. The transcript is spliced from 3 exons. Gene Ontology annotation, biological process: translation.
AUGGAGGCCAAAUUGGUCGCCCAGUGCAACAAGUGUCACCUCUUCUUCGAAGCUGCUGGUAUCAGUCAACACCGCUCCCGAUGUGGUGCCAAUCUGAAGCGAGCGACCGAGGCGUUGUUUCAUGCGGCUGGACACGACCUGCUUGAGAUUAUGCGUGGCGCUUGGCCCCAACAGUGUGUAGGGUCUCGCAUCAGUGUCUGCGAGCUGCUCAAGCUCGCCCGGCAUCCACUGAUGCAGCGCAGCCGCUACCCAUCCAACGCCACCGAGACCAAGCUGAUGGCUGCCACCCUGAGCCAGCUGUAUUGGUCUGCCGUUCACUCGGACUAUACCGCUGAAGAGCGAGAGAUGUGCUGGGCUUUGAUUUUGGCCUUGCCUAGCAUGUUGUUGUCUGCUCCCUCGACCGCACUGUCUACGAUUGACCUGCGCAAUAUGUUUCACGAUCGUCUCCGUUGGCUUGUGACGGGGCAACUAGGUCGGGUCGUGGACACCAUGCGCAAGGCAGUCGCACGCAAGCAGAGCCGUCGAGGACAGCUGAACGCCGGCGCGGGCGCCCACCCGAACGACGCAGUCGACCAGAGCCUCAGGUCACUCGUCCGCGACCCGGACCUGGCGGACGAAGCCUGGGCAAACCACGUCACGAACCGUCUGAACCGAGGUCAGAUUGCCAAAGCAUUUGAUGCCGACAAGGCUCGUGCCGUGAUUGGUAAUUCUGAGGUUCAGGCCGUGCGCGACCUCUUGGUACCGCCCGGGCUGACCCCGUACAUUGCUUCGACCCCUGCCUCCACGUCUACACUGGCACCAGCCACGGCUGCGAGCUCCCCAACCGUGUCCUUCACCAAAGGUGAGCUCCCCAAGGCGUUGGCGGCCACCAAGGGUGUCACCGACCCCUAUGGUUGGUCUGGUGAGCUUCUUGCCUCCAUCUACCGCAUCAAGGAGCACUUCAGUCAAGUCUUGGGCCCACGCCAGGGUUCUACCAGCGACCCGACUGCUCCUUCUGAUGGAGGCGCGCCUCAGGGCCCCACCACCGCCACUGGAGGUCCUCAGGUUGCCUUGAACAAGAUCUUUCACCACAUUGCCAACAACACCGUGCCCGAGUCGAUUCGACAUGCCCUUUGCUCCAUCAACUACACUAUCCUGGAGAAGGCCAAUGGCAAGUUUCGACCCGUGGGCACGGAUUCCAUCUUCAACAAGGUUGUCAACCGCGCUCUGCUCGAGCAACAGCAGCCCCAUAUUGCCCACUUGCUACAGGCCAGUCCAGAGCUGGCCGUCGGAGUCAAGGCUGGCCGUCGGAGUCAAGGACGGCAUUUCAGCUGCGCCUGUGAGUCUACCCCGGGCUGGACCAUGCUCUCCCUCGAUUUCAAGAGUGCCUUCAACUACACCGACCGAGCACGCCUGCACGAGAUUGUGGCCGACAAGGUCCCAGGCCUCUUGCGCGCCUUUGAACGACACUAUGCUCGACCCACUACCCACUGCAUUGUCGACAAGUUCUUCAAGGUGAUUGACAUUGAUGUUGGCCAAGGCAUUGUGCAGGGCAACGAGCUAUCGCCCUUCUUCUUUGCCCUGUACUCCUGUGAGGUCCUCGGCCUCCUCGACGCCACCACUGACUACCGCUGCAAGGUCAUCAAAUACCUCGACGACAUUGUACUGAUGGGUCCCGCGGAGGACGUGGCGGCCGACGUGGAGAUUGUCAAGGCUCGUGCAGAGUCUGCUGGCCUCCAUCUGCAGCCCAGUAAGAGCCGCUUCUACAUGCCUCGCCACCAUCCCGCUUCCAUCACUGCUAUCAAGUCUGUAUUGCCAGAUGCCGUGCGCGACACGGCCAACACGGGCAUGUCGGUCUUGGGAACGCCGAUUGGCCGUCGCGAGUGGAUGAAGAAGCAGCUGAACGACAAGGCAAAGCACAUCUCUGGCAAGCUCAAUGACAUGCUGACGACCGGUGUCUCGCUUCAGGCCCUCCUCACGGCCAUGCAGUACGUGCCUAGCCUCAUCAACCACCUCUACACGCUGCCCCCAAGUCUGACGUCGGGCUUGUCCGAGCUCUUGAACCGUGCUUGCAAGGACACCUUUGUCAAAGCCUUUUUUGCCAAGGUAAACCUGUCUGCACCAGCCGGAGCUGAAGGUCAUGACGUUACGCUGGAACAGCUCCUGGAGGCUCGCAUCUUCACGCGGGCCAACACCGGGGGCUUUGGCCUGCACGACUUGGUUGAGCGCGGUCCGGUGGCUUAUGUCUGCAACAUGGCCAAGCUGGCCACUCGCUACCCUCGGGUCUACGAUCGACUCUUGGAGGAUGCAUCGAGGGCUGACGACUUUGAGGCCCACGUGCAGCGAGCUGGCUUCCAGAUUGCCACGGUCAAGGACGCGGCGACCCAGCGACCAGCUGAGAUCAUUGCCCUCCGCUCCAAGGCGGCACUUGACGACCUGAUGGCCAAGUGCGCGCUGGACCUGCAGCAGGCAUAUCUGGCCUCACGCGAGUGGGGCGUCAGCACUGUCUUGACCAUGCGGGGUCGAGACAAGUUGCGUCGCUUGAGCGACACGACCUUUGCCAUUGCGGUCGUGUCCAUGAUGGGUUUUGGCCUCCAUGAACUCAUCAACGUCAAGCCGACGGACAAGUGCCCGCUUUGCAGCAGCAAGACACCUCAGCCGCGACUAACCCGCGAGCACCUGCUGACCUGCCGUCCCAUCAAGCGACACAACGCCCUUCGCGACGAGAUGGGCCGCCUGCUCAGGUACGCCACCCUCUCCCAUGUCUGGGUGGAAAAGUCUGGCUACAACGCCAACGGUCAGAGCUGCCGCAUCGACCUGCACUGCCGCAACCCCUUUCCCGGCGGUGCUCUGGGCCCAGCUCUACCCGACCUGGGCAUUGACGUGACUGUGCGCACAGCCCAACCCCCGACCACCUCGCAAGCCUGCAUCAAGGUGGGCGCUGCCCUUCGCCGAGCCGAAAAGGAGAAGCGCGACUACUACACCGGUUUCAACCAUGGAAAAACUCUGAUCGCUCGUUCGGAACAGGCCCGGGUCGACCAGCGUCGCCCUCUCGAGACCUUAGUAGAUCAGGCCCGUAUCAAUCAGGCCCACACAGAUCAGGCCCGCACCGAUCAGGAUUGA